AUGGUCAACUUCUUUGCGAGCUCCAAGUGGAGGCUAUCACUGUGCUUGGUAUGCAAGAUGUUUGCCAGACGUGUUGCUAAACAUCAUCUUUGUAUGCUCAACGGUCAAAUGUUCAGCAGACCCGGAAUGGGACAACACUUGGACAGUCCACACUUCCCCUAUCGCUUCGCAACAGGUCUCAAUGCCCAACUAGAACAUAUGGAUGACCUGAUCACCAACUACGAAGCACAACCCCAACAACUUGCGGUAAUGCUGUCACGAAUAACACGACUGGAUGUAUUCUCAAUCGGUCCCGCACCAAUCACAGAGUAUGAGACAGAAGUAACAACAUUGUUUGAUGUCGUCAAUAACACGCUACGCAAGUUGACAUUGCGUUCCCCAGAAGACACUGAUGAAUCUCUGCCCACACUGCUAGAAUACAUCAAUCGCAACCAAUAUCCACAACUAUCAAUCAUCUCUAUACACUUUCUCGAUCACAUUCAAGGACAUGAUCAUAUACUGUCGAUGCUGGAGCACACCGCGCCAACUCUGACCAAGGUCAGCCUCUUUUCAACGUUCAACACGAGACACAUCGAAAUGGAGGUGUCGAACGAGUGCAAGGAGACCACCACAAAGUUCUUUGAGCGAUUCUUUGGCAUCCUGUCCAAUGCGCCAAGUCACAUUCACUCACUCCACAUUAAGAAGCUGUACUUGGGCGACCUUAGACCAUUCCUUCAAGGACUGUCCACAAUGCAACACAUCAAGAAACUCAAAUUAUUCACAUUUCCAUUCUACUCGUCGACAAAGAUGGCCGAAUUUAACGCUGGACUCAUCGACUAUGUAAAGUCUCGCGACAUUCGCAUACUCAGCACACCUUUUCCUGUGAGUGCAGACUUGCUCGCGACCAUCUUUGCCAAGCCCAGUAUCUUCCAGUUGCGCAUGUCACCUCUGGUCAUGUCCAAGGUGCCGUCAACACUCAGUAACCUAUCCCUACGCAACGAGAUCCCACCUGCAGCAUUCACAUCAUUCAUCACACUGAAUCCAACAUCCAACCUGGUGCGACUAUUCCUGUUUGAUCAUCGACACUACCUGACCGCCGACAACUUUGAUCAAUUCCUCGACUUUGUUUGCACCAGCAAGUCAUUGUCCAGUAUAUUCUUUGGCGACUACCUAUUCCUCACGGAUGAUCAAAAGUCCAAAUUGAUUCCAGUGUUGGUGCGCGAUACCAACCUACACUCGAUACUAAUUGGCAUCACGGAUCCAGAUGAUGUCGAGUUGGACCUUGAGCAGAACGAUAUUUUGGAGUCUCGCACUGCCAAGGAACUUCCUGACACUGGUGACUUUGUCGGUCAAUAUCAAAAACAUUCAUGGUCCUACAACUUCCACAGAAUCAUCAAAGGGUCACAUUAA
Molecule: messenger RNA, 1389 nt
Organism: Acytostelium subglobosum LB1
Lineage: Eukaryota; Evosea; Eumycetozoa; Acytosteliales; Acytosteliaceae
Exons: 2
Coding region: 1-1389 (462 amino acids)
Source: RefSeq, a predicted model, not a curated record